AUGCAUUCUGGGGUCAAUUUGUUUCACACUUUUCAUUCCACGGGGCCCCGUGGUGUUCAAUCACCGGUUCCCUUUCGCGCAACCCCUGAUGUGCACCUUACACCUACACCUAUCCAUAGGGUAUCAGCAAGCCAAGAACAAACAUGUCUGCAAACAGGUCCCAUAUUCACUCAAUGUGAACCACAAUCCUUUGUUGCUUUUCAUUUAACCGAGACACUUAGCAAUAUCCAUGUCUCUACCGCUACAAAUAUCCGUUCACCUAUCCACAUUACUUCACGCACAUCUCGAGGUAUACCACCAAGCAUAUCAUCCCUCCCACCAAUAUUUCCUGCAACAAUUUCAAACUCACUAUCUCCAUAUUACACUCCAGUUACAUCUUACAUUGUUGCAUCCAACCCCAACCUACCCCGCAGUACAACUCAACUUAAUAAUAUGGAACAAUGUUCUACUACUCCACCUACUAACAUUACACAUGGAAUGUACGAUGUUUAUUCUUCUAAUGAUGAAAAUUCUGAUUUGGAUUCGAAUAAUGCCUGGGGAGAUACAUCUGAUUCUGAUGAUCAAGCUUAUGAGGAGCCCAUUGACUCUUACCUACAAGAGUAUGCUGAUAUCGGGGUCCCAAUUUAG
This is a messenger RNA of Lathyrus sativus (Indian pea), 627 nucleotides long. NCBI's taxonomy places the organism in Eukaryota, Viridiplantae, Streptophyta, Magnoliopsida, Fabales, Fabaceae. The record is from the annotation of a GenBank genome assembly.